AUGCAAGCUCCCUUGGCUCGACAAGUAGCUAAAUACCUUUCAUUGCAAGCUGGACCUCCACUUUGCUCGAAAUGUCUUCGACCCAUCCAACAACAAAUCCGACACCAUUCUUCCAGGAUCAGUAGUCCCCAACGAGUCAGAAAGACUUCAUCAGAGUUCUCUUCCAGAAAUAGGGACAGGGAUAGGGACAGCUACAUUACUCUACCUGGUCCCAGCCCAUCUCGCUCAGAAUUAUCUGCGACUGAUGAAGCUUUGAGAGAAAAUUUCGAUGUGAUCUUCAGUAGCUCUUCCUCUUCUUCUUCAUCAACUCCCCAUCGAGAUAUUCCGAAGAUCGUAGAAGCUGUAUACCCCCUAAUAUUUCGAAGAGAUCUCAAAUCACUGUUAGAUGGUCACUUAGAACAGAUAUCAAUCUCGCUUUCGAGCACCCCUGACAAUAAUCGAUUUACAAACGAACAGCUUCGUCAAGCAAUCACUAUCUUAAAUCAUUGUUGGGCCAGAUCAAUAUUGCUCAACUUCCCCAUAGAAAAGCAAGAAUUGCUCGAAAAGAUUUAUGCGGAAUUCAUCAUUCGUCAAGCCCUCAUCUCCAAUAAAGACGUAGUACAAUGGAUCUCAGAGGUAUUGGAAUCUUUCUUGGAGAAACGAUCGAACUCUAAUUUACCUAUCUCAAGAAAGACGUCAGUCGUAUGGGCCGUCUUGAGAACGAAAUUAGGAAUACUGGAACAGCCGAAAUUUUCUUUCAUAGUGGAUUCGUCAGCGAAGCAAGAUGGGAAGGAUCAGCUGAAAGAGUUCUUAGGACCUUUCAGAGAAGAUGUGGAUCUGUACAUUGAGCAACUGCAGAACCUGCUGGAAUGGUCACACCGAUACGAAUGGUCGCUAAAGCGUAUCAAUAAAGAAAUUCACGCGUUGCGCAGGCAAGAGGAUUAUGAGGGAAUAAUCGCUUUAUGGGAGAAAUUCAAACUUCAAAUAUCAUCGGACGGGAAGAAUCUUGAAACCCCUAAGAAAAAUGAUAUUUUAUCUCUGUUUCUUCUAACUUUCAAACGAUCGACUACGCCCUCUCGUUCGCUUGAAGCUCAAUUCACCGACGUUCUCAAACAUUGUACCAAACCAUAUCCACGGAACAUAACUCAGGCAUUGCUGGCGCUCAGAGACAGAUCGGACGAUAAGACGACCAAUGCAGAUGCAAAAGUAGGACAAGAAGUUUUGUCGCUGGAUCAUGAAGAUACUCAACGAUCUCGUUCUGGCAAUGUGCUGGAAAAUAUGAAAUCCAUAUGGAAAGAAACGAAGGAAAAGGAUUUGAAAAUGUACAUGAUAUACCUUGAUGGACUAGGAAGGCUGGGAGAUCUAGCGGGAUUGAAAGAAGCUUGGAUCGAGCUGGUGAAAGAUCAGAGGGCGAAAGAGAUCUAUAUCAAAGAGGAAAAACUGGAUUUGUCUACUCCCUUCCCACCUACUCAAGCUCUCAACCAGAUGAUCUCAUCUUGUCUUCUCGUCCCUGACGGUCCAGCGGUCGCACUUGAUCUGUUCGCCCAAGCGGUCUCUCCAACAUCUAGCAUACCCAUCAACUUGAUCACCAUCAACACCAUACUGAGGCAUCACGCCCGUCAAGGCGACUUAUCAUCCAUGUCUUCCCUAUUCAUUCUAGCCGAAAAACUCAACUUGAAACCUGAUAUCAUCACUUACACCACGCUAGUGCAAGGAUUACUCAGGACAGGAAAGAUAGAGAUAGCCAAAAAGGUGUUAGAAGAUAUGUCUCAGCAGGGUAUAUCACCUAAUGAACGCAUGUUCUCAAUGUUAAUUUCGGAUUUAUCCAAGAUCGGAACAGUCAAAUCACUAUCUCAUGCUGAAGAGUUAUUGAAUCUGAUGAUUAAAAGUAAGAUGAGGGUGAAUGAAGUUACUUGGACUGGAUUGAUCUCUGGGUACUUCAAGAAUGGUUGGAUUCAGAAUGGUUGGGAUACGAUCAAACGAAUGGAAAGAAAUGGUACGAGAUUGAACAGAAUAGGAUAUAAUAUCUGUUUUAAAGAAUAUACCACCGCUGGAGAAGGAGGACAAGGAGGGAUAACGAGAUUAUGGGAUAAGAUGAUCAAAAGUGGUAUUUCACCUAAUAGCGAUUCAUACCUUCUGGUUCUCACCACUUUAAUACAUCAGAAAAAUUGGCAGGAUGCGGAUAAGGUGUUGGAUGAGAUGAAAAGAAGAGGAUUUAAAGCCGAGAAAGGAGCUUUACAGACUAUCGUAAAUAGAGUCAAGUGUAGGAGAUAG
This is a messenger RNA of Kwoniella mangroviensis CBS 8507, 2253 nucleotides long. RefSeq lists its product as uncharacterized. The transcript has 3 exons. Gene Ontology annotation, molecular function: protein binding. Bases 1 to 2253 code for a protein of 750 amino acids. NCBI's taxonomy places the organism in Eukaryota, Fungi, Basidiomycota, Tremellomycetes, Tremellales, Cryptococcaceae. The record is from RefSeq and is a predicted model, not a curated record.